AUGAACAAGAUUAUAUUCUACGAGGACAGAAACUUCCAAGGUCGCUCCUAUGAGACCGGCAAUGACUGCCCUGAGCUCAGCUCCUAUCUGAGCCGCUGCAACUCUUGCAGGGUGGAGAGCGGCUGCUUUAUGGUAUAUGAUCGCUCCAAUUUCAUUGGAAACCAGUUUUUUGUGCGAAGGGGUGAUUACUCCGACUGCACGCAAAUGGGCUUGAGUGACUCGAUUAGAUCCUGCCGUACAAUUCCUCAGCACAGAGGACCCUUCAGGAUGAGGAUCUACGAGAGAGAGAAUUUUGGUGGUAUGAUGUAUGAGAUGACGGAUGACUGUGAGUCCAUGAGGGAUCGUUAUUGUAUGUCUGACAUGCGGUCCUGCCACGUGAUGGAUGGCCACUGGCUGCUAUAUGAACAGCCCCACUACAGAGGCAGAAUGAUGUACCUGAGACCUGGAGAGUACAGGAGCUUCAGAGACAUGGGCCACGGCUUCAGAUUCAGCUCCAUCCGCAGAAUCAUGGACCCCUGCAAUUAA
Messenger RNA from Onychostoma macrolepis, 525 nucleotides. It is a transcript of the gene crygm4, whose product is annotated as crystallin, gamma M4. NCBI's taxonomy places the organism in Eukaryota, Metazoa, Chordata, Actinopteri, Cypriniformes, Cyprinidae. Gene Ontology annotation, molecular function: structural constituent of eye lens. The transcript is spliced from 3 exons. Gene Ontology annotation, biological process: visual perception; lens development in camera-type eye. The coding region runs from base 1 to 525 and encodes 174 amino acids. The record is from RefSeq and is a predicted model, not a curated record.